This is a messenger RNA of Dovyalis caffra, 492 nucleotides long. The record is from the annotation of a GenBank genome assembly. Lineage: Eukaryota; Viridiplantae; Streptophyta; Magnoliopsida; Malpighiales; Salicaceae.
AUGACCUCCCAAAUACAGAAAGAAGAGCAAGCUGCUGGUUUGAAACAACAUUAUUCCACUUCUCAAAGCAGACAACAAGAAUCAACAACAUUAAUGAGCCAAGAUAGGUCUCCGACAGAGGAGGUCAUGAAGCUAGCUGCCAUUGCACUAAGCCUAAAUGUAAGGCUAAGAUCUUCCGACAUGCCAGUUGACAUGCAGGAACGUGCCCUACGCUAUGCAAGAUCAUUUCUUGACGACUCAUCACUAUCAUCAGCUCCCAAGCAACGCCCCAAUCCUACCCUCCUUGCUCGUGCCCUUAAAAAGGAAUUGGACUCGGUGUAUGGGAUGGCCUGGCACUGUGUGGUAGGGAAGAGUUUUGGGUCGUUUGUGACUCACUCACCUGGUGGGUUCAUGUACUUCUCAAUCGACUCGCUGUUUAUUCUUCUCUUCAAAACAGAUGUGCAGUUGGUGACGGAAUCGGAACCUUCUUCUCAAUCUGUUGACUCACUUUGA